AUGGCAUCACCUUCGGCGCCAGCGCCCAGCAGCGAUGCCGGGAACAAGCCGUCUCAGCCUGUCGCCAUUGUGUGCGUUGGCAUGGCCGGGUCGGGCAAGACGACGUUUAUGCAGCAGAUCAACGCCCACCUCCACGGCAAGAAGGAGCCGCCUUAUGUGAUCAACCUCGACCCAGCGGUAACGCACGCGCCGUUUGAGAGCAACAUCGACAUCCGCGACUCGGUCAAUUACAAGGAAGUGAUGAAGCAGUACAAUCUGGGGCCGAACGGAGGCAUCCUGACGUCGCUGAAUCUCUUCGCGACGAAAGUCGACCAGGUCGUGGACCUGCUGGAGAAGAGGACGACGCCCGACCCGGCGAACCCGGCGCGCAAGCCAAUCACAAACAUCAUAGUCGACACGCCCGGCCAGAUCGAGGUGUUCGUGUGGUCUGCGUCGGGAACCAUCCUGCUCGAGUCGCUGGCCUCGUCCUUCCCUACUGUCAUCGCAUAUAUUAUCGAUACGCCGCGCACGAGUUCGACGUCGACGUUUAUGAGCAACAUGCUCUACGCGUGCAGCAUCUUGUACAAGACGAAGCUCCCCAUGAUCCUCGUGUUCAACAAGACCGACGUGAAGGACGCGUCGUUUGCCAAGGAGUGGAUGACGGACUACGACGCCUUCCAGGCCGCGCUGAACGAAGACGAGAUGAACAACGCCUUUGGCGGCCAAGAGGGCGGGGACGGCAUGGGUUCGGGGAGCGGCUACAUGGGCAGUCUGCUGAACAGCAUGAGCCUCAUGCUGGAGGAGUUCUAUACACAUCUGAGCAUGGUCGCCGUUAGUUCGCUCUACGGCACUGGAAUCGACGAGUUUUUCGAGGCAGUCAAGGAAAAGGCGGAAGAGUUCAAGCGCGACUACCAGCCAGAGCUCGAGAAGAGGCGCGAUGAGAGGGAAGAAAACAAGAAGAAGGCGAGAGAGCGGGAGCUGGACAAGAUGAUGAAGGGCAUGUCGAUGGGUGGCGGCUCGAAGGAUGUGACAGUGGGCGACAUUAUGGAGGACGACCAGGGUUUAGAUGCUAUCAGCACCGACGAAAGUAACGAUGACGAUGACGAUGACGAUGACGACGAAGAAGCCGGCGAUGGUCUACAGAACAGAUACGAGGCUGCCAUGCAGGAAGACUCGGUUGCCACAGACGCGAGUUUUGCUAAGUAUCUCUUUACGCAGCAAGGAUAA
Molecule: messenger RNA, 1206 nt
Organism: Lasiosphaeria miniovina
Lineage: Eukaryota; Fungi; Ascomycota; Sordariomycetes; Sordariales; Lasiosphaeriaceae
Exons: 1
Coding region: 1-1206 (401 amino acids)
Molecular function (GO): GTPase activity
Source: RefSeq, a predicted model, not a curated record